AUGAAAAACUUUAAUAUAGGAGAAAAUAAUAAUGAAAUAAAUACAGAAAUAAAAUCAUCUAAACAAUAUCCCAUAGUAGUAAUGGGCGAUAAUAAUACUAUCAAAGAAGAAAUAAAAGGAUUAGAUUUAUCGGGGUCUUCUUUAAAAACUAUAAAUGUUGAAGAUAAUGAUAAUACGAACAGCAUGUCUUUAUCAAAAUUAAGUAGUAUCUGUGAAAAGAAAAGAAAAGCUGAAAUAAAUGAGGAAUUAAAAAGAAAGAAAGGAAAUCAACAUACUGAAAACAAGAAUGAUGAAAUAGAAGAAGAUAUUACUAAUGAGAGAGAUAAAACAGAACAAAUGAACGAAGAGUUUGUUAAGUUAAAUUUAAUUAUGCAUAAAGGUUACAGCAAAAAUUUUAUAAAUAAUGAAAAUGAAAAAAAUAAGAUAAUUGACACAAAUAUUAGAGAAGUUGAAGGUGGAAACAAAAAUGAAACAACAAAAAAUAAUAAAGAUGAAUUAAUUGAAAACAAUAUAAAUAAAGAUAAUAUAAUCAAAAAUAAUAUAAAUGAAUAUAAUGUAAUUAAGAAUGAUAUAAACAAGGAUGAGACUAAUGAAAAUAAUGUAAAUGAAGAUAUUGUAAUUAAUAAUAAUCUAAGUAAAAAUGAAGUACAUAAAAAUAACAUAAAAGGCAGUGAAAAUAUAAAAAAGAUAAUGGAAGAUUGCCCAAAUGUAAAGAUAAAUUUAAAAGAUGAUAUACAUGAAAAAGGAAAUUACAAAGAAAAUGAAGACGAUAAAGACAAAAUAGAAAAUUCUAAUUCUGAAGUAGAUAAAAAAGAAACAACAGGAAAUUUAAAAUAUUUUAUUGAUUAUAAUAAGUAUAGAAAUAAAAAUAAUGUGGCAUUUUCAAUGAAAUAUAAAGAUAGUUGUGUAAGUUUAAGUAGCGAUAAAUUAACAUGUUAUGGAGAUAAAGGGUGGUCAAGUGUUUUUGUAAAUAGUGGUGCAGAUGUUGGUAAAUGGUAUUAUGAAAUAAAAAUUGAACAACCUAUACAGAAUUUAAAUUUUUUAGGUUAUAAAGACAAAGUAAUAAAAGUAAAUUCAUAUAUAAGAGUUGGUUUUGCAUGCAGAUAUAUGAGAUAUGAUUAUCCCAUAGGAACUGAUAAAUAUAGCUACUGUGUUAAUAGUAAAAAUGGAAAGAUAUUUAAUAACUCAGUAAGUUAUGAUUGUAUGGAACCACUUAAAGUUGGUGAUAUAGUUGGAUGUUAUUUAAAUUUGAAAAAUAAAAAUACUUAUAAGUUUGACCCGAGAUCUGAUAAAAAAUUAUAUGAAUAUUUACAAAAUGGAAUUUUAUGUGAUCCGAAAAAUCCGCCAAUAUUAAAAAAAAAUUAUGGUUCCUCAAUAUUUUUUUCUUUAAAUGGUCAAAUAAAAAAAAAUUCUUUUGUUGAUAUCUAUGAAGGAUUUUAUCACCCUUCUGUUAGUUUAUAUAUGGGUGCAUGUGCAAAAAUUAAUUUAGGUCCUCAUUUUACUUACAAAUAUUUAAAAGAUUAUAAUCCUUGUAUACUUAUGGAACAACCAAGCAUUUUAUAA
Plasmodium gallinaceum is the source of this 1563-nucleotide messenger RNA. Its product is annotated as SPRY domain, putative. The record is from RefSeq and is a predicted model, not a curated record. Lineage: Eukaryota; Apicomplexa; Aconoidasida; Haemosporida; Plasmodiidae. The coding region runs from base 1 to 1563 and encodes 520 amino acids. Gene Ontology annotation, molecular function: transcription cis-regulatory region binding; protein binding. The transcript has a single exon. Gene Ontology annotation, cellular component: Set1C/COMPASS complex.